Messenger RNA from Crotalus tigris (Tiger rattlesnake), 3188 nucleotides. RefSeq lists its product as uncharacterized. The record is from RefSeq and is a predicted model, not a curated record. NCBI's taxonomy places the organism in Eukaryota, Metazoa, Chordata, Lepidosauria, Squamata, Viperidae. Bases 1 to 2034 code for a protein of 677 amino acids. The transcript has 9 exons.
AUGUCGGGCGGCAUGCGAUCACCCCCCGACGUAGUGAAGAGUCCCGCAGCCGACCCAGAGCGGCCCCCCCAGCAACAAGCCAACCCCGGCACGGCCCUAGAAGGGAAGGAGGCGCACAUUACUCUCGACAAAGCCAGUUUCAUUUCCGUCCAAUGGUGCCUGAACAUUUGGCUUUCUGUCACCAUUGAAAUGGUGAACGGGGACCAGACCACAGGACCAAAGCGGCAGGAGGGGGAGGAGGCAGCGGUGGCGGCUGCAAGGAGAACUCAGACACAUGUCAAUAAUGCCAGGGUGCCUUCAGAAUCUGAUAGCAGUAGUCUAUUAGAAGGGAAUGAGAAGCUGACUGAGAUAGUUGCAUCCACCCAGACUACAGAAUCUCAUGAUAAAAGUGAUGUCCAGCCAAGUGCAAGGAUUAGAUCUGCUGCUUCAGAGCUCAGUGACAAACAUAAUCUUGCUACUUCGUUAUCAGAAACACUCCUUGUUUCGGAAAGUCAGAGGAUGAAAACGGGUAACGCUUGUCAUGGAGAAAUAAAUCAGAAUGUCUUUGAAAAAGAGACCACCAGAGAUGAUGCCACAGAUCUACCUCAGAGAAAGAAGACCCAGGAUCAAAGGUCUCCAACAGGAAGCAAGCAUAGUCAACUACAGAGACAGCAGGCUCUGUAUUCAGAGAAGCUGUGGAACAGCAGAUCUGUGGACACCAAGCUAAAAAAGUGUGAGAGCAGUGACUCGGGUUAUCUGUCACGCUCUGAUAGUGUGGAACAUCAAACACCCUCGCCUGGCUUUCUGCACAGUCUUUGUGAACAUAGCACAGAGACAGAAGAUGAUGUAGCUGUCAUCAAUAAAUGCAUGACCUACACUUUCUCAAAAGAGAAUUCAAGAAGAUUGGCAGAAUUAAGAGAAACAUUGUGUUCAGUUGGUGAUUGUGAACAUUACAGCAUGGCAAGUGAGACAUCAUUUGCUGGACAUCAAUGCAGAAACUUGCAUGUUUCCAAACACAACCAGAGUGACAAUAUUACUCAUUUCUUUCAUUUACAGAAGUACAUUUUAAGUACUGGUGCUCAGGAAGCCUCCAAAAACAUCCCAGAACUAGAAAAGAAAAAAGAAAAGCUUUACAAAAGGCGAGAAAAGAGAAACUUAAAAAGGAUAAAGGUGAAGGUCAGCCCCAAGCGACAUGAAGAUCAUCACGCACAAAGACACUGUCUUCUCAAAAGCCAUAAGUCAAGCAAGCAAUGCUGGGCCUUGAGAACUUCCAGAAAGCAUUCCCACAUCAACACUUCUGACAUUUGGGAGCAUUGUGGAAAAUGCCAUUGUUUUCCAACAACUUCACUAGGAAAUGACAAAAAUCUGCAACAGCCACAUUACAGCACAACAGAUAAAGCAGCUUUCCAUUUGGAAGUGGAUGAGAUGAAACAAGGAACACCUGGACUGAACAAAUGCUCAAGCGAUAGCUUAUUUCUUCAACAAAUUUCUACAAUUCGAGAAGUACCUACAUACUCCUGUCCACUGUCUAAUAACAUAUCAGCAGAAAAACCCAGCAGUCUAGAUAGUUGCUCCUUGGGAGUCUUUCCAAAAGAACAAUGUCCAGAUGUGGAUUCUGAGUCCAACGGAUCUUCCACUGAAUCUUAUCAUUUGGAAUUCAAAGAUACAAAGAGCCACUUAUGUAACUUUGUUGCAUCUCAGAUUACUAGACCUAUUUUUGUUCAUUCAAAAAGAGGUUUUAAUAACUUAGAAUCAAAGGAUAAAAAUGUUAUAAUUCUAGAACCUCCCAUUCCUAUUGCAGAAAGAACAGAACAAUUCAUGGAGAGAGACUUGUAUCCUUUUUUAAAAGAGCAACAUGCUCCCACACGCCAAAGACUAUAUCCUGUUUCGCUCACAUCAAGACUAUGUACUGAGAGGUCAGUUUCAACUAAACCUUCGCCAGGAACUCUACCUAAACAAAAGCAAAGCUUGGAAGCAAUGAAUAAGCCAACUCAUUUGGAAUAUGAUGAUGUAAGCAGCAGUGAUGAUGAAGAGAAGUUGGUUAUAGAAAUCUAAGGAAUAAGUUACUUAUUAUUUAAACCAGAGCUCAGUUUGAAGAGGAAGCCAUCAAACUUUCUCUUGUAUCUUAAAAAGUAAAAAAAAAACCUAUUCCCAUGCAUAUAUUUGCCAAGUAUGGCUUCCUUACAUGCGCUUUGCUUUACAUGAGCAAUUAGUUGCACAUUUAAAUGCCAACAAUAAGCUCAGUACAUCAUCAUUUCUCUCUUCAUCGAAUUCUCUAUAAAUUCAGACAGUAAAUCAGACAUGAAUGCCUCCUUUGAGAAGUAGAAAGUUGGCCCUGAAGAUAGGAAGGCAACUUCUUUUCUCAGCUGCUCUGUGUUGCUUAUUUAAUCUAACUUUUGCUUUCUACAAUUUUGCAUGAAAUCAGUGUCCUUAAAGCACUUUACAUCAUUUUUUUCUCUUUGGCAAACAACGAAAGCAUGCACUGAUUUGUUUUGUGCCUUUUCAGUAGAGAUCUGUACAUACUUUCUUAUCUCUUUGAUUAAUGUUACCUUUCCUAUAAUAGGAAGAAAUUCUCUGAUACUGUUACUCAGGUCAGUUGGGGAAAAUAUUUAUUAUGCCAAAUGAAAAUGUGUAUGAGCUUUGUCACAAAGAACUGAAAGCAUAAAUAAGGCACACCUUUUCUUUCGUUCCUUUACACGUGUCAAAUCUGUGCACUUAGAGUGGCAGUUCAAAUAUUUGUCCAACUGGUUAUCAAGCACUUUCCUAAACACACUUCUAUUGCAUUAGAAUACUGUUGUGAAGCAAUGGUCAUUUGGACCAUUGAGUUUAUAUUUAAUCUUUCAUAUAUCUUAACAAAUUGUCCUACAAGCUAUUAAAACUUUCACGUAAAAUUCAUAGGUGCCUUUCUUUGAGCAGGAGAUAGAUUGAGCAUGAUAAUUUGUAAGUUGUUUCUGAUUAUGCUGGCCAAGUAAGGCAAUAGAGAGAAAAAAUACAUUUCUGCAAAAUUAAAGGAGAAAAAGAUGAGUAGUCUGCUAAAUGUAUUAAUACUGAAAAUGACAGGUUUAAUCAUUCAAAUUACUAAAUUGCCACUGUAUUUUUUUCUUUAAAUUGGAGAUCAUAUGACCAAUUAUAUAGAAUAGAAUAAUCUGGAAGGGACCUUGGAGGUCUUCUAGUCCAGCCCUCCGCUCAAGCAGAACCUAUACCAUCUC